Insectozyma verbasci is the source of this 624-nucleotide messenger RNA. NCBI's taxonomy places the organism in Eukaryota, Fungi, Ascomycota, Pichiomycetes, Serinales, Debaryomycetaceae. The record is from the annotation of a GenBank genome assembly.
AUGAAAUAUAUAAUUGAACAUAUGGAAGAAGGCUUUUCAGAAUGGGUCAUUCUUGAGUAUAGUCAAAUUAUAAGAGAUGUUGGUAAAGAAAAUUUAAUACUUACUUCAUUACCUUCGAAUACAAGUGAAAAAGAUAUACCUCAAAAAUUAUUAGAUUUAGGUUUACAAUGGACCACUAAAGAAUGUGUUGAAUUAGAUGGUGGAUUAGAUAAAGAUAAAGUAUGUUUAUUAGAUCCAGCUGCAGAAACUGAUUUAAUUCUAUCUGAUGGUGAAAAAUUUGAAUAUUUUGUAUUUGGUGGUAUACUAGGUCAACAUCCAAGAAUCGAUAGAACAGGUAUUUUACGUAAGAAAUAUGGAUUUCAUGGUAGAAGAUUAGGAAAUUUACAAAUGACAACUGAUACAGCUAUAAGAACUACUCAAUAUAUUAUAAGUAAAAAAUUACCAUUUGAAGAUAUUCAAUUCAUAGAUUAUCCACAGAUCAAUUUUAAUAAAUAUGAAUCAACUGAGAUGCCAUUUCGUUACAUCGUCAACGAAAAUAAUGAACCAAUUUUACCUGAAGGAAUGUUAAAUUUAAUAAAACAUGAUGCUGAACAAAGUAUAGAUGACUUGUUAAUAGACGAAUGA